AUGGUUGGUGUUUUUUACUUUGUUUCGCAUAAAGCUCAGUUGUUUUUGCUAUCUGAAAGGAUAGGCUUGUGGUUUCGAUCCCUCAAUGCAAGUCCAAAAAGAGCUUGCAAUUCUGCAAUAUUUUUGGAUCUCGGUCAAAACGCGGAAGAUCAUAUGGGAAUGUUUGUGUGGCGUGAAGUCUCUGUCGAUGGUGAUAUCUACAAUAUAAGGGAAACGAGGUCUUCAACAAAACGGGGGGAGUUGUUGGCGGGUGAAACCAAUCAUUUCCAGCCUCAAAUUCAUAAUCCACUGAAAUCACUGACAGGACUUGGAAAUUUGAUUUAUAGAGUGAAACAUUUUUGA
Messenger RNA from Brugia malayi, 342 nucleotides. RefSeq lists its product as uncharacterized. Bases 1 to 342 code for a protein of 113 amino acids. NCBI's taxonomy places the organism in Eukaryota, Metazoa, Nematoda, Chromadorea, Rhabditida, Onchocercidae. Gene Ontology annotation, molecular function: protein binding. The record is from RefSeq and is a predicted model, not a curated record. The transcript is spliced from 3 exons.